AUGAUGCCGGGCUUCUCGGACGACGCUGAUCGGCAAGCUCGUCAGGCGGCCUUAGUAAAGUCGGACGUCAAGUGGCAGAGCAGCAAUGUGUCGGUAGAAGACAGUUCAGCUCCGUCGGACAUUGGCUCACAGUCGGGAGAUGUCGUGUUCGAAAAGGAAAUUCGGGAAGCAAUGACCGGGGGAGGGGGAGCGGGCACGAGGACCACGAACCACGGCAAGCGGGAGGCGAGCGCCUGCGGCAGCGUCGUAGGGAAGAACAAAGCAGCAGCAUCCCAUCACGCGAGUGCCAAAAAAGCCCGGGGCAAGGACUACCCGCACUGGGCCACACACUUUCUGAAGCGGACAUGCGCGCACCGCAAGAUCCCGAGGAAGUCGCAGAAGAUCAAGGAUGUCCUGGUGGUGGCCCUGCGAUCUUUCGACGCCAACAUGAAAUGGCCAUCUCCGUACUUCGACGACCUCGAUGCUAUCGCAGCCGGCGAAUCUGGACGCGGCAGCGAGCAGGAGGAGGGGGAGGAGGAGGGAGCCAUCCCUGCGAAAGCGCUGCUUAUGCUUCGAGGCGUUGUCAACAUGGUCGCCCUAGCACGUGACAGAACUGAACCGUUUACAGUCGAGGGUGUGGACUGCAGUGUGGCGGACCUUUACGACGCCAUGGAGAAGGAAGCCAAACCGGAACUGGAGGAUUCUGCCGGCGGGACCGGAGGUAGUGGCAGCAUCACGGAGCGCAAGGGCCUACACUGCAUGAUGCGGCUCGUUGGGAUCCUGUGCGAAGACUCCAUCCGCCCACUUGUCAUGAGCAGCCGCUUGCAGGAGGACCCUCGCCACAAUGUGCGUGCUGGGGGUAGGGGGUUGGUAGGUGAGAAAAUCGUGGACGACGAACAAGUGAGUCACGUCAACCCGAACAUCAUCCAGCACCCUAAAAUGUCGUCGGAAGAGAUUACCAAGAUGUGGUCUGCGGCAAAGGCGAAAUGGAACACGCCUAAUGCCAACUGGAAGAGUGAAUCCGGCAACAACCAGCCAUGGCCUUCAUUUUGCCAAGGUAAGAGAUGGGUGACGUAGGGCUGGGUAUAUAAUAGCGUCUGUUUUCUCCAGGAAACUUGAGCGAUUUUGUGGCCGUGGCGUCAAUUGUGCCGAUCCUACUUCAUCGUGCAACUGCUGCUACGGUCGGAGUUUUGAUAUUGCACCUGGAGUUGUCGACAGUGUUGUAAAACGUACUCCCGGGAUGACGCCCAUAUUGAGGCCUGAUUGAAGAGGAUUGUCUGCACCAUGAACUUUUAUCGUGUGUUUUGAAGCAGACCAAACGCCUUACCAAUUGCUCCAAACAGACCACUCCCCGCCCGCGGUUUGCGCUUUGUUUUUUUUGCAGGAGACACGGACACGUACAUUCUCGGUUGCGAAAUCGAGAAAUACCCCGAGCUUGACCAAGUGUGCAA
Molecule: messenger RNA, 1430 nt
Organism: Ectocarpus sp. CCAP 1310/34
Lineage: Eukaryota; Phaeophyceae; Ectocarpales; Ectocarpaceae
Source: the annotation of a GenBank genome assembly